AUGACAUCAAAAUACAUUGCCCAUUUUCUGGAACAAGUGUCAACGUGGCAACAGAAAUUGUCUGUUACUGACCAGGUAAUUUUUGUAUUUUGUGUCCUAUCAUUACGCGAAAAAGGACUUUAUCAUCUUUUGAGUCAAAACGGAUUAUUAGAACUCAUAAAUUUAUUUGUUUUCCGAUCCACAAAAUAGGUAAUAUCAAUAUAUAUGCAAGUCCAACGGACAUGGAUGCAUUUAGAAAGUAUUUUUAUUGGAUCAGAAGACAUUAGAAAGCAGCUCCCAGAAGAUACAGACAGAUUUGAGCGUGUUGACAACAAUUUUAAGGUAAAGUAUGUCAAGGAUGAUUUGGUUAUUUUCUGUCCAAAAUAUUUUUUAUUAUGCUUCUGUAAUCUGUUAGAAGUCAUAAAAAAAUAUCAAAGUCAAUGUAGAAAACUUAAUUACUUUUUUUUUAAAAAUGUUAAACUAACUAUGGUAAAAUAUAUUUUAAUUCCUUUUUAAAACAUGAUAUGAUUCUUCUUAUUAAAAAAACUGCUUCUUUAUUAACUGAUUAUUUUAAUUCAUAAAUUUCUUCAGGAAAUUGCAAGUGAAAUGAGUGUAACAAAAAUCGUUGUAGAUGCCUGCAAUCAGCCCAGACUUUAUGACAGACUGGACAGCAUACAAAAAGAGCUUGUGAAAUGUGAGAAGGCCUUAGCUGAAUACCUUGAAACAAAGCGACUUGCUUUCCCUCGUUUCUAUUUCGUUUCAUCUGCAGAUCUGUUGGACAUUUUGUCAAAUGGAAACAACCCACCUGUUGUAAGAUUCCGCUUUUUGUUUUAAAAUUGGACAUUGAUUUCUUUUUACUAUUUUGUAAUUCAUUGUUUAAAUAUUUCAGAGAAUUAAUGAAUAAUUUUUUUGUUACAUUUUAAUUUCUUGAUUUUGAAAUAUUAAUUUAUAAUUGAGACACUCUUUUUCUUUUCCACUUUCAGUUAGCAGCCUCCUGAAUUAAUUUUGUGUGAGUUUAUCUCCCUCUAUGAAUUUUUGUCUGUAAUUCUAGUUUAUUUCUUUUAUUAUAACUACUCAUAGUGCCAAGCAGUUGCUGUGAACAUUUUAAUGUGUAAUAAUUCCUAAAUUAACCCUACUAGGCCUGAGGCCCUGAACCUAACUGUCCCCUAUACCUGGACCCCUGAGCAUUAAAGAGAAAAAACCAUCAUGGUAUAGAAAAGUAUUAGUUACAUGCAAACAAGUGGUUAGUUUGUGAUGCAUUUUUUCACGUAGUAAGCAAAGUACCGAAAAUUAGGUAGAGCGGUAUAGCGGCAGAUUUAGAAAUUACCAAAAAAGCGGUGCAGUGGUCUGGUAAGGUUAAUCAUCACCAGUUUUAUUAACCAUUUUUACCAAAACACUGCAAUGUUUAAAAAAUCAGCCUAAGUUAUUGGAUAUUAAUGGUCCCAAUUUAGUACAUCUAAAAUUGUGAAGGAGUUAAACCUUCUUUUUGUAAUUUAUGGUUACUUUUCAGUACACAAAUUUUGAAAAGCCUUUCAUACUUUUAAAGUGAUGUACAUUUUCCCCCACUUUUUUGUGUGUGUGUUUAGGUUGCCAAACAGUUGACAAAACUUUUUGAUAGUUUAGCAAACCUUGAGAUUGCUAAAGGCGAUCCUCCUAUGGCUCAUGCAAUGUUCAGUAAAGAAGGUGAACGAAUUAAACUAGAACAUGUGUGUGAUCUAUCUGGCCAGGUGAGAAUUGGAUUUCUGUUGGAUUUUUAAUAUAUAGAUAUAAUUUUGACAAAAUCUUUGCUGAAUUUGUGUGAAGUUACUUAAUUUAUUCACUAGGAUAAGCCAUACAAAAUUUAUGGAGGUUGAAAAUGUGAUAUAUAGGGUAUGCCAUAAAUAAUACUCUCUGAAGUUCAGUUUGAUUUGGUGAAUGUCCUGUUUACAUUAAAGAUUAGUUUGCUGAACUGUGUUUGUAUCAAGUGAGAAUUAAUGCUUUAGUUUCUAACAAAAUUUAAAAAAAAAAAAUUUCUUAAAACAGUCAUUGAUAAUUUAAGAUUCUAGUUUAUUUUGAGUUUUAAAAUAAUUGCAUUAGUAGCAAAGUAAUUUUCUCGUCAUGUAUUCUUCGGCCAAAGCUUUUUGUUCCACAUUGUCAAGGUUGAAGUCUGGCUAAAUCGUGUUGAGGAUGAUAUGAAAGCUACAAUUCGCAAAGAGAUGAGUGAGGCUGUGGCCUCAUAUGAAGAAAAGCCCAGAGAGAAGUGGAUCUUUGACUAUCCAGCACAGGUAAUG
Molecule: messenger RNA, 2249 nt
Organism: Lymnaea stagnalis (great pond snail)
Lineage: Eukaryota; Metazoa; Mollusca; Gastropoda; Lymnaeidae
Source: the annotation of a GenBank genome assembly